UUCACUGUGACUUUUGACUUUGAAAUCGGCUUAAAACGAUGUUUUUCCGAAACUUUUGCCCCUUGAAAAGCGUGUGCGGUCGGGUAAUGCGUGGCUCUCACACGGACAUUAAAGUUCCAGAUUUCUCGAAACAUAUGAGAAAUAGUGUGGCCGACCCAAAUUGCCCCUCGCGUCAAUCGGAGGCUUCGAGGAAACUGCUAAGUUAUACGCUGUCCGGAAUUCUGCUUACAAGUGGAAUCUAUAGCGUUAAGGGCGAAGUUCAUCGGUAUGUGAAAUCGAUGAAUGCCUCAGCCGAUGUUCUCGCUUUGGCCAAGAUCGAAAUCAAUCUGAGUCAGAUUCCGGAGGACCGGCACAUGACCUUUAAAUGGAGAGGAAAGCCUUUGUUUGUGUGGAAUCGUCCGGAACAAGCAGUGAAAGCGGUGCGACAAGUCCCCUUAAGCACCCUGAGAGAUCCGCAGCGUGAUGAGGACAGAGUGCAGGAAGACAAAUGGUUUGUUUGCGUGGGGGUUUGCACGCAUUUAGGUUGCGUGCCGUUAUCCCACCAAGGGGACUUUGGAGGCUACUACUGUCCCUGCCAUGGCUCCCACUUCGACAUUUCAGGCAGAGCCCGCAAAGGCCCCGCCCCCACGAAUUUGGUCAUUCCCCCUUAUACCUUAUCGGGAUCGUCUCUUGUUGUUGGAUAAUUCCUUGAGUUUUUCGCAAUAAAACUGUGUAUUUCGA
Dendroctonus ponderosae (mountain pine beetle) is the source of this 720-nucleotide messenger RNA. RefSeq names its product cytochrome b-c1 complex subunit Rieske, mitochondrial. The transcript is spliced from 4 exons. NCBI's taxonomy places the organism in Eukaryota, Metazoa, Arthropoda, Insecta, Coleoptera, Curculionidae. Gene Ontology annotation, molecular function: 2 iron, 2 sulfur cluster binding; quinol-cytochrome-c reductase activity. The coding region runs from base 39 to 683 and encodes 214 amino acids. Gene Ontology annotation, cellular component: membrane. The record is from RefSeq and is a predicted model, not a curated record. Gene Ontology annotation, biological process: mitochondrial electron transport, ubiquinol to cytochrome c.